GACCGCCGGGGAGCCAUGGGUGCCGGGAGCUCCACGGAGCAGCGCAGCCCCGAGCAGCCGGAGGCGGGGAGCACCACGCCGGCCGAGCCCCAGCCCGGCGGCGGCGGCCUUGCGGCGGAGGCGGCUCCCGGCGAGCCGGGGGACCCCGCCAUCGCCGCCGCGGACCCCGCCACCAAGCUUCUGCAGAAGAAUGGUCAGCUGUCUAGUGCCAACGGCUUAGCUGAGGAAGAAGAGUUCAGCCCCCAGGAGGGAGCCCUGAACGGCCAGGAGGAAGAAGUCACUGUCACAGAUGUUGGACAGAGAGAGUCUGAAGAUGUGAGUGAAAGAGACUCAGAAAAAGACAUGGCUGCUGGUUCCGUAGUUGUUCAGGACAUCACAAAGGAUGGGCAGGAGGAGAUGCCUGAGACCAUCGAACAGAUUCCUUCUUCAGAAAGCAAUUUAGAAGAGCUGAUACAACCUACUGAGGCCCAGGCUAAUGAUGUUGGAUUUAAGAAGGUGUUUAAGUUUGUCGGCUUUAAAUUCACUGUAAAAAAGGAUAAGACCGAGAAGUCUGACACUGUCCAGCUACUCACUGUCAAAAAAGAUGAAGGUGAAGGAGUGGGAGGAGCAGAUGGGGCUGGUGACCACCAGGAGCCCAGCCAGGAGACUGGAGAAGCAACAGCCAAAGAAAGUGAACUGAAACAAUCCACAGAGAAACCUGAAGAAACCCUUAAAAGUGAGCAAAGCAGCACACAAAUUUCUCUUCAGGCUGAGUCUGGUCAAGCAGCAGAAGAAGGCAAAGAUGAAGGCGAAGAAAAGCAGAAAGAACCCACCAAAUCUCCAGACUCUCCCACUAGUCCAGUGGCCAGUGAAACAGCGUCACCCUUCAAAAAAUUCUUCACUCAAGGUUGGGCCGGCUGGAGAAAAAAGACCAGUUUCAGGAAGCCUAAGGAGGAUGAGCUGGAAGCUUCAGAGAAGAAAAAGGAGCAAGAGCCAGAAAAAGUAGACACAGAAGGACAGGAAAAGACCGAAGAUUCCCCUGAGAAGUUGGCUGCCCCUGAACAGGCGCACCCACCGGAGCCCACCGACAGUGCUAACGCGGCCAGAUUGUCAGCGGAAUAUGAAAAAGUGGAGCUGCCCUCUGAAGAUCAAGUGCAGGGACCUCCUGAAGAGAAACCUGCCCCUUUAGCAACAGAAGUAUUUGAUGAUAAAGUCGAGAUUGUUGCCGAAGUCCACGUUAGCAUGACAGAGAAGACCGAAGAGCAGAGAGCUGAGGUAGAAGAAGUAGUAGAGCCCUUACCAUCUGAAAAAGUGGCGGAAACACCUGCUGAGGAGCUGGUGAAGACCAAAGACGUGUGCGCCCCUGGAGGGGACCACACCCGGCCAAGCGACCUAAGCCCCGAUGACAAAGUGACGACUGCACACCCUGAGGGCGUCGUGAGUGAAGUGGACAUGCUGUCCUCGCAAGAGAGAAUAAAGGUGCAAGGAAGCCCUUUAAAGAAACUUUUUACUAGCACUGGCUUAAAAAAGCUUUCUGGAAAGAAACAGAAAGGGAAAAGAGGAGGAGGGGAUGAAGAGUCGGGGGAACACCAUCAAGUUGCAGCAGAGUCUCCAGACAGUACAGAUGAACAGAAGGGCGAGAGCUCCGCUUCAUCCCCUGAGGAACCAGAGGAGAUUACGUGUCUGGAGAAAGGCAUCGCGGACGCCCACCAGGAUGGCGAAGCUGAGGAAGGAGCUGUUUCUGAUGGGGAAAAGAAGAGAGAAGGUGUUACUCCCUGGGCGUCUUUCAAGAAGAUGGUGACGCCCAAGAAACGCGUUAGGCGGCUUUCAGAGAGUGAUAAAGAAGAUGAAUUGGAUAAAGUCAAGAGUGCCACCUUGUCUUCCACGGAGAGCGCGGCCUCUGAGUUGCAGGAGGAAGCGAAAGGAAAUGGAGAAGAGCAGAAACCAGAAGAACCGAAGCGCAAAGUUGACACUUCGGUAUCUUGGGAAGCUUUAAUUUGUGUGGGAUCAUCCAAGAAAAGAGCAAGAAAAGCAUCAUCUUCUGAUGAUGAAGGGGAACCAAAAGCCGUGGGAGGAGACAGCCAGAAACCAGAUGAUGCAGGAAAAGACAAAGAAACCGGACCAGACGCUGCCCUUGCUGGUUCCCAAGAACAUGAUCAAGGGCCAGGAAGCUCCUCACCUGAGCAAGCUGGAAGCCCCACCGAAGGGGAGGGAGUUUCCACCUGGGAGUCCUUUAAACGAUUAGUCACUCCAAGGAAAAAAUCGAAGUCAAAACUGGAAGAGAAAAGUGAAGAGUCUGUAACUGGGUCUGGUGUAGAACAUUCAGCUUCAGAUGCAGAACCUGGGAAAGAAGAGUCUUGGGUUUCGAUUAAGAAAUUCAUUCCCGGACGACGGAAGAAAAGGUCCGAUGGGAAACCAGAACAAACCGCUGUGGAAGACGCAGGACCAGCAGAGGUCAAUGAAGAGGAUUCCGAUGUCCCGGCCGUGGUUCCCCUGUCCGAGUAUGAUGCAGUAGAAAGGGAGAAAAUCGAAGCCCAGCAGGCCCAAAAAAGUGAGGAGCAGCCUGAGCAGAAGGCCGCUGUUUCUGUGUCAGAGGAGCUCAGUACGGAUCUGGUACGUGGGGUCACGGUGACUGUCCUUGACGGGGCAAGGGCUCUUACCAAUGUGGAAGAAAGGUCGCCAUCUUGGAUAUCCGCUUCGGUGACAGAGCCUCUUGACGAAACGGAAGAUGAAGCCAAACCCCUAACCGAGGACGUGUUUGAAGGAGAAGUCCUUGCAGAGGAAACCUCUGUUACCAAACCUCUACCAGAGGGUCAAGAUGCCAUUGAUGACACAGUCGUGAGUGAGGCGGAAUUAACUUCGGAAGCUGUGACAGCCGCGGAAGCUACCGGGGCCCUUUGUGCUGAAGAAGCAGCAGAGGCAUCUGGUGCUGAAGAGACCGCCGACAUGGUGUCCGCUGUUUCUCAGCUAACGGACUCUCCAGACACCACAGAGGUAGCAACGCCUGUUCAGGAGGUGGAAGGUGGCGUACCACGCCUCGAAGACCAAGAGAGGCGGACUCAAGAGGUCCUGCAGGCAGUUGCAGAAAAAGUGAGAGAAGAAUCACCACUGCCUGACACCAGAGGGCCAGAAGACACCACUCGGACAACGCGGGGAGUAGAAGCCGAGAUACCAGAGAAGGUGGAGGAAGCGGAAGAGGAUUCACAAAGGCAAGACCUGAAGAAAGAGACGGAGGUAGCGCUGGAAGAACGUGCACAAGAAACUAAACCUGAGACUUUGGCACAAGGGGAAGUAAUCGUACAGGCCACCCCAGAAAGCUUGGAGAAAGUUCCUCAAGUCACAGACAGCGUGGAGUCCAGUGAGCUUAGAACCACUUGUCAAGCUGAAACCCUGGUUGGGGCAACAUCAGAAUCGAUUCUGGAACAGGCUGUUGCCCCGGACUCAGCUGAAACCCUCACAGACAGCGAGACCAACGGGAGCACCCCAGUAGCUGAUUUUGAAGCUCUCCAUGUAACACAACCAGAGCAGAUCCCGGGGAUGCACGAAGGUCCUGAGGUUGCAUCGGGCGCACCGCCCCAGGUCACAGAAGCAGAGGCAGUUCCUGCACCCGAAGAGGGGCCUCCAGCACCUUCUACUUUCCCAUCCGAAGAAGAAGAUAAAGGACAUUCAAAAAUGGAAGAGAUUCUAGAACGCACGGACAAAGAGGUAUCGGUGGAAGCUGUACCCACUCUUUCAAAGACCGACGUGAUAGAAGAGGAAGGCCAGUUCGCCGAUAGGGAAAGCAAAGACGAAGCUCUCGUCGACGGCCCUGAUGUGACAGCGGCCCCUGAAACAACCAUCAGUCAGGAAGAGACGAGUGACCUUGCCCUUCAAGAUGAAGCUACUGAAGACCCCGAAUUUCAGAAGAAGGAGGAUGAUACCGAAGUCCAGAGCCGUACACCCUCUCCCAGCCCGGUGGGGAGGGAGCUGGUAGUUCAAGUAGAAAAGGAGGAAAUAGAAGCAAAGCCAACCCAAGCCACCGAAGAAGAACUUGAGCAAAAACCCACCGUGACCGUCUCUGAGGAGCUUAGCAAGGAACUGGUGCAGACAGUUAGGGUGGCCGUCAUCGACGGGGAAAAGGAGGUUACCAUUUGGGAAGAAAGUUGUCCGCAGCUAGUUGAAGAGGCAGCGGUAUGCACAGAAGUCCAAGUGCAGAGCUCUGAACCGUUACCUCUAACAGCCGCAGUGGUGGAGGAGAAGGUCUUGGGAGAAGCUGUCAAGAGUGUAGAUGCCAGUGAGACCCUGGAACCUGCGGGCGCACAUUUAGCCCCAGAAGAAGAAUCCUCCACAAAGGAUGAAGGCCUGACGGCCCAGCCAGGGGCGGUCGAGGUGCCCACGGGGACUGAGGCUCGGCCGGAACCUGGACCGGGAACUGCCCCGGGAACUGCCCCGGGAACCGCAUCAGCUGAGCCUGACGGAGGCACGAGCGCUGCCCCGGAAGGAGAGAAAACCACCCCCCAGAGACAGACCUCAGAGGAAGAGGACGGGCCGGCUGCUUGCCAGGAAGUCCCGGCAAGAGAGGAGGAUCUAAAGGCUGAAAACGACCUCUCGAAACUUCAGACCGAGAGUAGUAAACUUGUACAGAAUGUGAUCCAGACAGUUGUUGGUCAGUUAGGAGGCGCGGAAGAAACAGCCGCGGACCUCCAGACCCAGGCUCAGCCGCUGACGGCGGACGGCCAGGAGGCCAGCUCGGAGGCCAGGCCGCACGUUGAGACGGAAGGAGGCGAGCUUCAGGCCUCUGCACCAGAUGGAACCCACACUGUUGACGCCAAAGAAGAACCCCCACUAACCGCCGUGGAGCAGACCCCUUCUGAGGUUUCUGAAGCCUCGGAAGCUGUGAGUGAAGCUCCAGAAAAGAUCACAGCCAUCGAGGUAGAAAGUUCAAGCGUCCAUGACCAGCAGCUUGAAGAGGCAGCUCUCCCAUCUGAAGAAAAGAAAGAAACAGCCAGAACCGAGCCUGUCCCAGAAGAUUGUGAUGGUGCCGGGUCAGAAGGAAGGAUAGAGGAGUCGCUCUUUGAAUCCCAAGAAGAUAAAAAAGGUGAUGAGGUUGAUGACCCUGAGAGCCACCACUCGUGCUCACCCCUGGAAGAUUCUGAGGCCCCAGGAGACGUAAGCCAAGAGGCCCCGGACACGGAUGGACCAACAGGCAAAAAGAAGGAAGGUGGCCAGGAAGUAGAAUUCCAGGAAGCCAAAGUCCACAGCGAGCCAGAAGAUGAGAUUCAAACCCAAACACGGGACGAGACACAGAAACAAGAGGGAGAACCGGCCAAAUCAGAACCCACAGGAUCCUAAUGCAUCAUGUCCACCCUGAGUGUCUGCAAGACCGGAAUGUGAAGACGAGUGGUAGGAGGAAAUGGACGCUGCUGACGAGACUCGAGACCAGUGUUUCAGACUCAGAACCGAAGAACAGGCCCCUCGACUGACCUCCUUUCUGGAGCACCCUGACAACCCUGAGGCUGCAUCGGGAGCUAGAGCCAUUUAACGUUUCCUCUUCGCAGGGCCACCCCAUUACUUUCCCUUGAUACCCUUAUUAUAAUGUUUCUGAUUUAAGGUCCUAAAUUCUUAACCUGGAACUGGAGUUGGCCAAACCUAGUUCUGCUUCUCAAACUGGAGUAUCAUCCUUUAUGUAUUUAUAUGUAUGUUUUAAGUAACCCUUCCUGUAUCUAUUGUAUAUUUUUUUUUUCUUAACAAUUAAGGAAAUGUGCAGUUUUGUAUCACACAGCACGUGGCGGGGGCAUGCAGCCGUGGUCAAGCCUUGGGAAGCUCUAAGCCUCAGCUGUAACCUGUGAAAACAGCUUCCUGGAGACAACAUUCCUGAUCAGAAGCUAUAGUUUGUACUUUAAAAUCCACUAAGGAGUAGGUCUGUGUUUCAUAUCGCUCUAAAAUUGGUCACUCUCCUAUUAUGCACAGUGUGCUAAAAAUAAGCUUUUUUUGGGGGGGAACAUACAGAAUGUUCCAUUGUUACUGUGAAAUUUUUCUUUCUAGCUCAGUGGGGGUUGGAAGGGAGUUUUUUUCAGUAGCAGAUUAACUUUUAAGCCUUUUCUCUGGAUUGUGGUGGUUUGGACAGAUGAGUGUGCUUAAAUCCUGAGGCAAAGCAGUGAGAAAUGUUUUUCAUCUUAUCAAGAAAACAAUUUGGCUGUUUUUUAAGUUUUUGAUUCUACUCUUCUAUGCUGGACCACACUCACACGCAGCAUGAAGUCAGUCAGGUUCUUGACAAAUGGUAUUUUGAUAGGUACUGGAUUGUAUCUGUGCCAUAUUUGUGCCCACUCUUUUAAGGACAAUGUUGCAUUAUGUUCAUUUGGAUAAACUGUGAUUUGACAACUGAUUUAAAUAAAAUAUUUGCUUCACUUAGAUUUGCUGGUUUUAUUAGAUACUAGGAAGCCUGGGGCGUGUCUCCUGAGUGCUAAAAGCAGGUAAAGUAGAAGUUUCUGGUGUAGUUGCCACAUGAUGUCACCACUUGAUACCAGUUUGAGGUCAUGUGCCGAGGAACUCCUAGCAGAGAGGCAUCAGCUAAAAUAAACCAAGGGCUUUGAGACUGACAGUACUGACACAGUGCCACCAUCUGGUGGUGCGUCUUCCUGAAAAGGUCAAUUUUCUUUUAUUAGUUUCGGUCUUAAACAAUGAAAGAUGUCUAGAAAGAAAUCUUAAGAAGGCUUAAUGAUAAAAAUGCCUUACCUAACAGGUGCUUUUAGAAUUUUUUUAAAAUGUCAAUGAUUUAUGAUUCAUGCUAAGAUGUAAAAAGUUUUGUCAAAUUGCCACAGUCGCCUGUGUACUCUAUAGAGUUCCACUUUUUCACAUGUAGAAAUGGCGUGGCACAUAAAGAAAGGUUUCUUAAAUUGCACUGAAACGUAGAACUCUGGUGAGCAAACCCAAAUUUCACCUGCUAGCUAAUGAUUUUAAAGCAUCCUAGAUGUUCUAGAAACACUAGUUUAGCAGAAGGAAAAUAGGCUGUUAAAAUCAGAAAGUAGUUGAUGUUAUAUCAACAAACCUGACAACUAAAAUGGCAAUAUUAGACAUCUCAUGAUAACAGUGUAUGGCCUUGUAGUUGGAAAAUGUUUAAUAACCCUUUAGGAGUUACUCUCAUAUGUAACAGUCAUCCAAGCUUAUUAAGCUUUAAAAUCCCCAAAUUAAAAAAAAAAAAAACACAACCCUGAUCUAAGUAUCUUUUACCAACUGGAGACUUAAAAAUUAAUCCAAGUGCUGGUGUCAAUUUUCGAAGACCAACCAGGAGAUAGUAGAGAUGAGAGGAAUGUCUAAGGGGCUCCUGACAGGUCCAAACACCUACUUCGUCUCUAUGGCCCAAGGAGGCUUUGCCUUGAAGAGAUUACAGAUUCAUAUAGUCAAGUGAUAGAUGAAAUUUUUUUUGUUUUUGUGUUUUGUUUUUUGUUUGUUUAAACCCCAUCCUGCCAUUCCACUCUGUAUUUUCUGUUCUCUGACCACAUGUGGCCAAGUUAUCCUGGCCAUUGCAAGUGAAUUUCCAGCAGUCGUUGCUUCGUGACUGUGCUUUUCAUACUCCUACCUGGAUGUGCCCUGGGUUCCUUCUGUACGAGCUCUAUACCAAUGUCUGUUGAGCAACUUUUAUUAACCAGAGGAAUGCAAUUAACAGUAGCAUGAAAUAGAAUACUGUAGUAUAAUUCUAAAGCUGCUGUUAAUACAUAAUAGCCAAGUGUAAACUGCAAAAGUUCGAACAAGUGCCUAUAUUUUGCUAUUUUUGGCAUUACUGUAGAGCCAUGUACAAUAGAAAGCAAUGCAAGACUUGUAAACUUCUCACCUCUUCUUGUAAUCGAGGAAUACCAAAUGCUCCCCCUCAGGUUAUUUUGCUAAUGGUACACAUAAGUUGCCUCUCUCUGUUACAAAUACUGUGUUCCAAUAUUUUACUUUGGUGUUUGGAGCUACAAAUAGUCAAGGGCUGGAAAUUUUAGCUUUCAGUAAGCUUCAAGCCUAGCCAUUUCUUUUUAAUCUGAGACAAUAUUUGAUUCCUAGUUCUGUUUGGGGGUGAAUUUUCAUUUAUCUAAAUAAAAUGCAAUGCAAUUAAA
Messenger RNA from Canis lupus familiaris (dog), 8054 nucleotides. RefSeq names its product A-kinase anchoring protein 12 (gene AKAP12). Gene Ontology annotation, molecular function: calmodulin binding; protein kinase A binding. Bases 16 to 5310 code for a protein of 1764 amino acids. Gene Ontology annotation, biological process: regulation of protein kinase C signaling; signal transduction. Lineage: Eukaryota; Metazoa; Chordata; Mammalia; Carnivora; Canidae. The transcript has 4 exons. Gene Ontology annotation, cellular component: cytoplasm. The record is from RefSeq and is a predicted model, not a curated record.